UCUCACUCCUCCUCGAUUUCCUGGUGCCAGACUGAAAUACGUUUUAAAAUCCAUAGUUAUAACUGUUACUUAGUCGUAAUAUUUUUUAAAUACAAAUUUGGUGCUAUUCAGAGGAGUCUUUAGGAGUUAAAUGCGGGUUGCAAUACUAUAUGAAUCGGGUGGUGAAUGAAAAUGGGUCUUAUUUUUUCAAACGGAACUAACCAUCUCAAUCCGAAAUGGUCAUUUGCGCCUGCGCACAAACCCGUAAGCGGCGUUUUUACGCACUUCCGUCACUUCCACUAGCAUCGUGGGGAAGAUGGCGACAAAAAAGUCGGUACCGAGUGAUCUUUACAAAUGCGUGUAUUCAUUUCUGUUGGAGAACAAGUUCUCCAAGGCGGCGCAGGAGUUUCUAAAACAGACAAAAGUGAAUCCACAAGAUCAAAAUGAAGAAAGCCUCGUCAACAUCUACAACGUCUGGGUGAGGUCUCCUGAAGCCAAGAAACGAAAAGCUGAAGCUACCAACGGUCCAUCAGCAAAAAAGGCAAAAAUUAGUAAAGAGAGCUCCAGCAGCGAGGAGUCGAGCAGUGAGGACGAGCAAGCAACUAAGACAACUCCUGCAUCAGCCAAGGUGGUGCCUGCAAAAGCAGCAGCAGCUACUAAAGCUGCUUCCAGCAGCAGUGAUGACUCCAGUGACUCCGAGGAGGAGCAGGCACCUGCAAAGGCUCAUGUGAAGCCAUCUGCUGUUGCUCCUGCUACAGGCAGCACAAGGAAAAAAGACAGCAGCUCAAGCAGUGAAGAAUCUGACUCCGAGGAUGAGCAGCCCACUAAAGCCCCUGCACCAAAACCCAAGGCAGGUGCAGUAAUAGCACCCAAACCAGCUGUGCCUGCUAAAGGUACGUCUCAGAAAAAGCAGGAGAGCAGCAGCGAAGAUAGUUCUUCUGAUUCUGAGGAUGAAGAACCAGUCAAGGCUCCAGUCAAACCAGCCCCAGUAAAGGCUCCUGCACCUGCUGCUGAAUCAAGCAGUGAAGAUUCUUCAUCUGAAGAUGAGGUUCCUCCCACCAAAAAACCCAAGACAGGGGCAUACAAUGCAGUCCCACCUCCUGCUUCAGUCAAGAAAGCUCCAGCUGCACCAGCAGCCAGCAAAGCCAAGGACAGUGACUCCUCUGACAGCAGUGAUGAGGAAGAAAAAAAGAAAGUAGCUGUGAAACCUGCAUUGGCAAAAACUGCUGCCAAACCAGGUGUGCCCAAACCCGCUGCCAAGAAGCAGGAGUCCAGUUCUGACAGCUCAGAUUCAAGCUCAGAUGAAAAGGAGACAAAGAAGCCUGCAGCCAAAGUCACCCCAGCUAAAAAAGCCCCAGUCAAACAGGCCCCAGCUAAAAAAGCCCCAGUCAAACAGGCCCCAGCUAAAAAAGCCCCAGUCAAACAGGCCCCAGCCAAAAAAGCCCCAGUCAAACAGGCCCCAGCCAAGGCUGCACCCACUGAAGAAGACUCGGAUGAAGACUCAAGUUCAGAGGAAGAAGAAGAGGUGAAGAAACCUACAGUGAAGGUGACUCCUGCUAAGGUUGCCCCAGCUAAACCUGCACCUGCCACAGCGAGAAAAGACGAGUCCUCAAGCUCAGAAAGCAGCUCUGAAGAUGAAGCCCCAGCAAAAGCUGCCACUAAAACUGCAGCUCCACUGUUACCGGGUGUAGCUUCUAAACCCCCAGCCAAGACAGCAGAGAGCAGCUCUGACUCCGAGGACUCCUCUGAGGAUGAGGAAAAACCAACGAAAGCCAAGCCAGCAGCCAAACCAGCUACUCCAGCUUCAAAGCCCGCUACCCCUGCUGCAAAGCCUCCAGUGGCAGCAGAGAGCAGCUCAGAUUCAUCAUCUGAGGAUGAGGAACCGGUGGUCAAGUCAAAACCUGCAGCUGCUAAACCUGCUACCCCGGCUUCAAAGCCUGCUACCCCUGCUGCAAAGCCUCCAGUUGCAGCAGAGAGCAGCUCAGAUUCAUCAUCUGAGGAUGAGGAACCGGUGGUCAAGUCAAAACCUGCAGCAGCUAAACCUGCUACCCCGGCUUCAAAGCCUGCUACCCCUGCAGCUAAGCCUGCUGCGGCAGCAGCAGAGAGCAGCUCAGACUCUGAUUCAUCUUCUGAAGAUGAAGAACCAGUCAAGCCUAAACCUGUAUUAGCUAAAGCUGCAGCAGCUAAAGCUGCAGCAGCUAAACCUGCUACUCCUGCAGCUAAACCAGCUGCCCCAGCAACAAAGGAUGCAGCAGAGAGCAGCUCAGACUCUGAGAGUAGUGACAGUUCUGAAAAUGAAGCAGCUAAACCUGCAGUCAAGAAACAAGCUCCAGCAGCAGCGGCCAAGAAACCCACUGCUGCUCCUGCAGACUCAAGUGAUGACAGCUCCAGUGAUGAAGAAGAACCUAAAAAAACAGCAUUAUUCCCCAAAACUGCAGCCAAAAAGGCAGCUGCAGCUCCGACAAAGAAGGCUGCAGAGAGCAGCUCAGACUCAGAUAGCUCUGAUUCUGAGACGGAGACGAAGUCCACCCCUGCCAAGCCGGCAGUCAUCAGCGGCAAAGCAGCAAGACCUAAGGCAGCCAAGGUCCCGGCAAAACCAACAGCAUCUUCAUCCAGUGACAGUAGCUCUGAAGAGGAGGAGGCCAGUAAAAGUACUGUAAAACCUGCAACACCUGUUGCAGCAGCUAAACCAAAAAAAAGCAGCAGCAGCUCCUCCGACAGUUCUUCAGAUGAGGAGGAAUCGCCACCAUCACAUAAAGCAGUCACAGCACCCACAACCCCUGUAGCAAAUGGUGCUAAGAGAAAGAGAAAAAGAGAUGAAGAAUCACCAGAAAGCCAAAAGACAGAAGUCACACCAAAAAACAAGAAAGAAACAACAACUCCUCAGACUUUCCCUAAAGCCAAUAAGAAGUCCAAUGUACCGUUCCGUAGAAUAAGAGAGGAAGAAGUAGAAGUGGAUCCCCGUCUUGCAGACAACUCUUUUGAUGCAAAGAAUGGCUCUAGAGGAGACUGGGGCCAGAAAGCUAAUGAGGCACUCAAGUUAACAAAAGGCAAGUCAUUCCGCCAUGAGAAGACAAAGAAGAAGAGGGGGAGCUACCGCGGCGGAGCCAUCUCCACCACAGUCAACUCUAUUAAGUUUGACAGUGAAUGAGUACCUUCACUCUGAACUGUACUGUGCCUGUGUGACCAGAACUCAGUUGUCUGCUUCCUCCUGUAUACAGUCCCUCUGUCAUCUCCCCUCCAGCAGAAGAAUGUGACCCAGAAAGCUAAGAUGGCGUUCUCACUUACUUAGCUGCUCUGGGUUUGUAAUGGCGUUCAUUUGAUUUCUGAUUUAAAAGUUAGAGGAGCUGUGGCGGCAGGAGCGGAGAUGUUCCAGCUUUGACUUCAGACUGUACUGGUUGACAUUCAUGUGACAUUACUACUUAUAGCCACUAGGUGGCUGCUGGCCACCUGUUAAUGGUUGGGAUCCUUCUUAGUGCGUUUUUGAUUUUGUUAACACGAACAUUGUGACAAAUGUCCUGUCAUUGUUUUUGUGAGAAUCUUUCAUUUAUCUCUAUAUGAAUCAUCGUCCCAACUAGUUCUUUAAGAAGUUAUGGAAUUACUGAUAUCUUUAAUCACAGUUUGGUUAGUUUUUCUUUGGCCACAGUAGAAUGUGGAGAUGGUGUAUGCUUGGGCUUUUCCCUCUGAUUACAGGAUCAUUUUCAAAUAUAACUAAGUUUUAUACUGUGUAUUUAUUAAGUUGUAUUCCUGUUUGACCUUAAGAUCACAUUAUUCUCAAGGCAUUUUUCUUCUGCAUUAAGAUGCCCCUGUCACCCCAUCUCUAUUCUGUUCACUGGAAUUGAAUUGAUAAUUUGAAUUUACUGUACGAGCAUGCGCCUUUUUAAAAUGACCAAUUCUUCAGUCUGCAAUUAAAGACUUUACAGAUAAAAUGUUGGUGUGGCUGA
Molecule: messenger RNA, 3923 nt
Organism: Monopterus albus (swamp eel)
Lineage: Eukaryota; Metazoa; Chordata; Actinopteri; Synbranchiformes; Synbranchidae
Gene: nolc1
Product: nucleolar and coiled-body phosphoprotein 1
Exons: 15
Coding region: 296-3130 (944 amino acids)
Cellular component (GO): nucleoplasm; nucleolus
Molecular function (GO): protein binding
Source: RefSeq, a predicted model, not a curated record